Molecule: messenger RNA, 733 nt
Organism: Oncorhynchus tshawytscha (Chinook salmon)
Lineage: Eukaryota; Metazoa; Chordata; Actinopteri; Salmoniformes; Salmonidae
Product: phospholipase A2, minor isoenzyme-like
Exons: 4
Coding region: 78-590 (170 amino acids)
Biological process (GO): arachidonate secretion; lipid catabolic process; phospholipid metabolic process
Molecular function (GO): phospholipid binding; calcium ion binding
Source: RefSeq, a predicted model, not a curated record
CAGCAAUCCUUGGUAAACCAGUUUAGCACCCGAGGAAAGUAUUUGAACCCUGAGACAUCAUUCAGAUUCCUGGCUGAAUGACACAACACCUCACCUUAUCACUUGUUCUUUUUAGCCUCCCUUCAUCCAAUAUCAGAGGUAAAGUUGGUGUAUCCUCUGUUAUGCAUUCAACCGCCCUCCUGUUGCUGCUGACUGCCUACGUGGCUCAUGGUUCACUGCUGCAAUUUGCCAGAAUGAUCAAGUGCACCCAGCCUGGUGUCAACCCCUUCAUGUAUAAUAACUACGGCUGUUGGUGUGGCUUGGGGGGGACUGGCAAGCCAAGGGAUGAGCUGGAUGGGUGUUGUGAGGUCCACGACCACUGCUAUCAAGCGAGCAGGCAUCUUCCAGAUUGCCGUCCCGUCAUUGAUUACCCUUACAUCAAUCUGUAUAGAUUCUCUUGCGCUAAUGGGCAGGUCUCCUGUUCAGCCUCCAGCCACGUGUGCCAGGUCUCAGUGUGUGAGUGUGACCGUGUCGCCACCAACUGCUUCGCCCAGUCGACCUACAACCCUAAGAACAAGAACCUGGACCCCAAAGUCCACUGUCUCUCCUGAGUCAAGUCAAAUCUGGAAGCAGCACCAACUGUAGAUUCACAGAAUGUUUAUGAAUCCUGUUUCAUGCAUAAUGUUUGCUGUAAUGGAAUUUAUUUUGCUAACAAAACUGACAACCUGAUUAAAUUAUUGAAUGGCACUCUUGA